CACUGCAUCCGGACCCUUUCUCCAAUUUUAUGUAACUUUCCAAAGGUGUUCUUCAUGAAUAAAAGCUUAGAAAUAAGUGGCAGCAUAGUAUCUUCUUUCUUCACCUUGUUUUUGCUUUUUGUUUUUUCAUUUAACGGGUUAUUUCAUAAUAGUACUUGCACUCUAAGAGUUGCCUUAUUCUUUUUAACAGUUGCAUAGGGUUCCAUUGUAUGGGUGCACCAUAAUUUAUGCACCCUUUCCCCUUUCAAAGACUUUAAGUUGUGUUUAAACUUGUGUGGUAUUAUAAACAAGGCUACAAAAGCUAUUUUCAUUGUGUGUAUUAAUAUAUACAUUUCCCACAUGGGUCACUCUGUCUACAGGAUUAAUUCCCAAAUGCAGAAAUAUGUCAAAGCGUUUGUACUUUUGAAAUGUAGGGAGCUGUGAUUAAAUUGCUUUUCAGAGAGAUUGCAGUGACUUAUGUCCCCACAGCAGGGUAUGAAGGUGAAUGUUUCCCCAUAUUCUCUCCAGGAGUUUACUAAACUUUUUAUGUGCUUGUAUUUUUUAAAUAGUGGUUAUAAACACUGUAUCAAAGGGUCACCUUUGUGAGGGAUGACAGUAGUUGCACUGCAUUUGUUUGCUAGUAAACUUAGAAAUAGUGAACAAAGAUUAAUUCCUUUUUAUUUAUGAUCAUUUACUCAGUUCAGUCUACAGACUUAACCUACGUAUGCCUGGUCCUAGGGGUAGAAAGGUCUGUGACUUGGUCCCUUCCUCCAGGCAGCUUGUUAUAUGGAGGGAGAUAAGAGAUAACUACGUUAUGGUAUGUGUUCUGGUGGAGAUGGAGAAAAUCGUAUAAUAGAACAAGGAAAAGUGUUGCUAGAAUGCUCUUAGGAAGUGUUGCCAAGGACUGUUGAUUAUGUUGAACUUGAUGGUGAAUGCAGUUCCGGAAGCAGCCCAGGUGGAGAGUAGGAAGUUGCUCCUGCUAAUGAGCCAGCUCAGGGUGGAUGCUGUUAGCCCAGCCUCAUCACUUCCCUGCAGAAUUACCAGGCUUCAUGCAGGAAAUCAGCAGCCUGUGAUUGGAGGGCUGGUGUGUGAUGGGAUAAUGAACUUGGUAGUGUCGGCAGAGGUGAUUGGCCAGGCCCUGCUGCAGUGAGAAUGCAGACUGGAUGCUCGGGUCCUUGGCUUGCAUGAUAAGCGAGGACAGCUGAAUAAUUGCGAGCUCGAAGUUGCUUCUGCCUCCGUGAGAGGUCUGCGUGGCUGUCGCUUUUUCCUUUUUUAAAAAGAAAGCCAAACAUUUGAUCACCGUUACCUGCAGAAGUGAGUUUUUAUUGAAGAAGCUCCAGCUGCUUUCUCCUUAUUGCCAGCUUCCCGGCAAGGCUCCCUCAGAGUGAGCUACUUCUCAGGCCAGGCACGACAGCAGUGCUGGCCAAUCUGAAAAAGCAGGAGACAGCCCUUGCAUGCAGAGAGCUUCCAGCCUAGUCUUCCAGGCAGCUGUGUAGCCAGAGAGCCUUGGUAUUGUGGUCACAUUCCUCAAAAGUGAACAGUCACCAUCGGCAGCGUUUGGAGGAAGCUGUGAUGUUGCAGAUGCUGUGGCAUUUUCUGGCUAGCUUUUUCCCUAGGGCCGGGUGCCAAGACUCCACAGAGGGGAACCAUCAUGAAGUCAGAGGCACCCCAGCCCCUGCUCGGGGAGACCAGGUAUCAAGCUUUCUGGUGAAACAGGAUGGAAGGGCUGAGGCCACGGAAAAGAGACCCACCAUUUUGCUGGUGGUUGGACCUGCAGAGCAGUUUCCUAAGAAAAUUGUACAAGCUGGAGAUAAGGACCUCGACGGGCAGCUAGACUUUGAAGAAUUUGUCCAUUAUCUCCAAGAUCAUGAGAAGAAACUGAGGCUGGUGUUUAAGAGUUUAGACAAAAAGAACGAUGGACGCAUUGACGCCCAGGAGAUCAUGCAGUCGCUACGGGACUUGGGAGUCAAGAUAUCUGAACAGCAGGCCGAAAAAAUUCUCAAGAGAAUACGAACGGGCCACUUCUGGGGCCCUGUCACCUACAUGGACAAAAAUGGCACGAUGACCAUCGACUGGAACGAGUGGAGAGACUACCACCUCCUGCAUCCCGUGGAGAACAUCCCUGAGAUCAUCCUGUACUGGAAGCAUUCCACGAUCUUUGAUGUGGGCGAGAAUCUGACAGUGCCUGAUGAGUUCACGGUGGAGGAGCGGCAGACGGGGAUGUGGUGGAGACACCUGGUGGCAGGAGGCGGGGCGGGGGCUGUGUCCAGAACCUGCACAGCCCCCCUGGACAGACUGAAGGUGCUCAUGCAGGUCCAUGCCUCCCGCAGCAACAACAUGUGCAUCGUUGGUGGAUUCACCCAGAUGAUUCGAGAGGGAGGAGCCAAAUCACUCUGGCGGGGCAACGGCAUCAACGUCCUCAAAAUCGCCCCUGAGUCAGCCAUCAAAUUCAUGGCCUAUGAACAGAUCAAGCGUCUGGUUGGUAGUGACCAGGAGACUCUGAGGAUUCACGAGAGGCUUGUAGCAGGGUCCUUGGCAGGGGCCAUCGCCCAGAGCAGCAUCUACCCGAUGGAGGUCCUGAAGACCCGGAUGGCCCUGCGGAAGACAGGCCAGUACUCGGGCAUGCUGGACUGUGCCAGGAGGAUCCUGGCCAGAGAGGGGGUGGCCGCCUUCUACAAAGGCUAUGUCCCCAACAUGCUGGGGAUCAUCCCCUAUGCCGGCAUUGACCUAGCGGUCUACGAGACGCUCAAGAAUGCCUGGCUGCAGCGCUACGCAGUGAACAGUGCAGACCCCGGCGUGUUUGUGCUCCUCGCCUGUGGCACCAUAUCCAGCACCUGUGGCCAGCUGGCCAGCUACCCGCUGGCCCUGGUUAGGACCCGGAUGCAGGCACAAGCCUCCGUCGAGGGCGCUCCACAGGUGACCAUGAGCAGCCUCUUCAGACAGAUCCUGCGGACUGAGGGGGCCUUCGGGCUGUACCGGGGGCUGGCCCCCAACUUCAUGAAGGUCAUCCCAGCCGUGAGCAUCAGCUAUGUGGUGUACGAGAACCUGAAGAUCACCCUGGGUGUGCAGUCGCGGUGACGGGCGCACAGCCGCACCGGCAGACUCACCGAUCCCGGCUGCACCCGGGAUGUGCAGCCACCUCAUUCUAUGAAUGCGCCAACACUACGCUGACUUGCGCCAAGCUGUGAAAACCCUGGGACGAGCCCAUGGGGAGGGGUGGGGAGAGCUGGCAGGUCCAUGGGCUUGUCCUGCUGACCCUGGUGGACCCUUCCGUAGGAUCCAGAGAAGACCCAUGGGCAUUUCUCAGGGUCCGGGGUCAGCAGGAUCCAUGCUUACACACCUGGGGACAGGACAUCUCCUACAGUGCCUGCCAAAGAGUGAGCUUGGAGGCCAAGUUAGUUUUUCCAUCUUGUCCUUGCAGCCAGACGUGGGCUGCAGGCCCCGCGCCCCUCUGCUUCCUUCCUCUCUGCAAGUGCAGUGGGAGGAGGGCUCACGGCCGCGCCCUCCCCAGCCCUCCCCCGCAGUCCGUGGUGAGAGGUGAGGCCAGUCUGACUCCCAACCGACAGGGUUAACACUGACUCGGCUGGGCCGGGGAAGAAAAGGGUCUGGUUUCUGUGCCCACCCUCCACCUGAGUCCUGCUGUUGGCUACCGAGCUCGCCAGCAGCUGAGCGCUAGGAGCACGUGUGCAUGCGGCGGGCUCCCAGCUUGGGGCCUCUUGGUGCUCUGAGCUGGGCUGGACUGUGUCAGGACCGGCCCCACGCUGUGGCACGAGGGCAGUGGAGAUCAUGUUUUAGAGUGAAGGGCGGAGCGUCUGCAUGCCCUGCUGAGAGAGAGAGAAAGGUGUUGAAGGCCUUAAUUAUGUAUCGUUGGGAAAAGGGUUUUGUUCGCACAGACAUGCUGGACAGAUCCACAAGUUCUGUGCUUCUGGAGGGAAGAGCAGAUCAGGUUGUUCAGCUGACUGCAUUAAAGUCUGCUUCCGAUGCCCCUGGGGACUUGUGUCUAAUCCCCUUGGGGCAAAGUGGGACCAGCCUCACAUUCCACUUAUGUGACAUGUCACUCUGCUUGGAGCCUAUUUAUUUUGUAUUUAUUUGAACAGAGUUAUGUCCUAACUAUUUUUAUAGAUUUGUUUAAUAGCCUGUCAUUUUCAAGUUCAUUUUUUAUUCAUAUUUAUGUUCAUGGUUGAUUGUACCUUCCCACGCCGCUGGGUGGGGGGCAGGGAAAGGAGAAGGGGUCUUGGGAGGGACCCUUCCCACUGCCCAGGCUCAAUGUCAUGUCCAAAGAAAUUCCUUUCGGGACUAGAGACAGAAGGAAAGGCAGGUCCUUUGGCCAGGGCAGUGCAGCGCCUGCCCCCAGGGAGCCUCAGGAACCUGGGUGAUGGGGCAGGACAGUGGGAGAAACCUCAGCACUGCUGGCAGAAGUCCAGUUUCCUGGACUGGGAGGAUUUCUUUAUUUCAGCCUCUUUGAAUGACAAGGCAGUGAGGUGCCUCUCGCUGUGAGUUUUGGGGGGCUGGAGGAGGGUAGGAGCCAGCUCCACCCCACCCUUCCCUCAGUAAUGCUGGUCACCUUCACAGCAUGCUGCCAGCAUGGCCUGACGGGAACUGCCACAGGACGCACAGACCAAUGCAAAAACUGUUAUAUAUAAAUAUAUAUAGUUAUAACUGGAAUUUGUCAAAAAGCAAAUUAAAGAAUUGGAAGUUAUCAUUUAAAACAGCCUUCUAAUAAAGUUUCAAAGCUGAUGGA
This is a messenger RNA of Microcebus murinus (gray mouse lemur), 4720 nucleotides long. RefSeq names its product solute carrier family 25 member 25 (gene SLC25A25). The record is from RefSeq and is a predicted model, not a curated record. Gene Ontology annotation, biological process: transmembrane transport. Gene Ontology annotation, molecular function: calcium ion binding. Lineage: Eukaryota; Metazoa; Chordata; Mammalia; Primates; Cheirogaleidae. Gene Ontology annotation, cellular component: mitochondrial inner membrane.